AUGGCGGAAGAAGAAGAAGAAUCAGAACUCAGCGAGAAGCAAAAAGUUGAAAUCGCGAAAUGGUUUCUUCUCAACUCUCCUCCUGGAGAAAUUCAAUACGUUGCCAAAGAUGUGAAAUCCAUUCUCAACGACGAUGGUGUGUUCAACGAAGCUGCUUCCGAAGCGUUUCCUCUUUACAACAAAUCGCACUUCAUUGUUCUUCCAAUGCCGGACCGAAGCGGAGACGUACUAGUUACUUCCUUUGGUGAGCUUGAGGACAAUGCGUUUCUUGAUCCUAGGACUGCUCAAGUAGCAAUAGUUGAUCAUGUUAAACAAGUUUGUGAAGUGGUGAGACCUGCACUGGAUGAAGAACUUGCAUCUGCAUACAUUGAAGAAUUUCGAUUCAGUCUGGAUGCUGAGAUACUUAAAUAUGUUGAAGAAGUUUAUCCAAAAGGUGUCUGUUCUGUCUACUGUGUAAAUGGAAAGGAUGCAGAGGGACCGGGUUUUGAUUUUGAGCUUGCCGUAGUGAUUUCUGCUUCUAGGCAUAGCCCACAAAAUUUCUGUAAUGGGAGUUGGUGUUCAGUUUGGAAUAUUGAUUUCAAAGAUGAACAACAAACAGUGGAAGUAAAAGGGAAACUCCAGGUCGGUGCCCAUUAUUUUGAGGAGGGAAAUGUGCAGUUAGAUACAAAACAUGAAUGCAAAGAUGCAACUCUUUUUCAGGCCCCUGAGGAUUGUGCGCUUGCCAUAUCAAGCAUUAUUCGUCACCAUGAAACAGAAUACCUUGCUUCUCUUGAGGCUUCAUAUCUAAACCUUCCCGAUUCUACUUUCAAGGAUCUUCGGAGGAAGCUUCCAGUCACCCGCACCUUAUUUCCAUGGCACAACACUUUGCAAUUUAGUUUGACUAGAGACAUCUCAAAAGAACUUGGCAUUGGAAAGUAA
Molecule: messenger RNA, 918 nt
Organism: Vicia faba (fava bean)
Lineage: Eukaryota; Viridiplantae; Streptophyta; Magnoliopsida; Fabales; Fabaceae
Source: the annotation of a GenBank genome assembly